This is a messenger RNA of Argiope bruennichi, 868 nucleotides long. RefSeq lists its product as uncharacterized. The coding region runs from base 350 to 715 and encodes 121 amino acids. NCBI's taxonomy places the organism in Eukaryota, Metazoa, Arthropoda, Arachnida, Araneae, Araneidae. The transcript is spliced from 4 exons. The record is from RefSeq and is a predicted model, not a curated record.
UUGACACAGCUUACAAACUAGACAUUCCUGGUAUUUUCAGACUUAUUAGAUGAUUUUUUAAAAAAAGAAUUUUGUCACUUGGCUGAAAAAUCUCGCAUAAUUAUUGAUAAAUAUUGGAAACGUAUAACUAUUGUAAUCUGCUUGACGAAACAAAUAUUUCAGGAACAAAUAUUUGUACAUCUGAUGUGAAGCCAAAGUUGAUGGCAAUCGUGGAAAACUUUUUGGAAUUCUGGGGAAUUUUCCCGACUAUUUAAAGACUUUCAAAUUAUUAGUUGUCAUUUUAUAUUUCACUGAGACAAGGAAAGAGUUUUAGGUUGUUGCUGUGAUUAAAGAUAUAUCUGCAGAAAAAAUGAAGUCUCUUGCCAUUCUUUUGUGUCUUUUCCUUUCCCAAGUUCUUUGCGUUCUCGGAAUACGGAAUGGAAACUGCACCGAUCCAAACCUCACAAGGCAGCUGGACGAUUACUGCUACAAUUUUACUAACGGCAAUCCGAUUCAAUUUGCAACUUGCAUCCAAACUAACUUUCCUAAUGGAGGCUACUCUUACAAAUAUAACUGCUACUAUGUUCACGAAUGCCCAAAAGCUGACCAAAGCUGCCAGAAAUAUUGUAGAUCUUAUGGCUAUCCAUAUUCCUGCACUAUUCCAAGCAAAAGAGUCUAUUGUGCCUGCGGCGUAAGAUUGGAUGACAACAAAUUGUACUACUAUUACGCAUAUUAAGUAGGCUUAAUGAGCAGGCUGAAAUAAAGAAGACAUCGGAAAUGGCCAAUCUACAAAAGAAAGUUUUAAUUUUUCUCAUUUCACAUAUUGACAUAUUCUGCUAAAAUUCAAAACCUUCUUAAUUUUGUACCAAAUUUCAUUCAAUUUCUGUAA